Camellia sinensis is the source of this 1821-nucleotide messenger RNA. RefSeq lists its product as uncharacterized. The record is from RefSeq and is a predicted model, not a curated record. NCBI's taxonomy places the organism in Eukaryota, Viridiplantae, Streptophyta, Magnoliopsida, Ericales, Theaceae.
ACCAACGACGGAGGUGAUGAAAUUCCAGAGUUGUCUUCCCUCUCAAUCACCCAACAUUUCCGAGAAACGCAAACGCAGAGAACAACACAUUCAUUUAUAGAGAGAAAUCCAUAGAUAAAUAUAUAUAUAGAGAGAAAGAGACAGUGUUACCAUCACCACGAACAUUGCUUCGAUUUACAGUACACAACACAAUAAAAAACGAAGAUGGGUUUUGAAAUCCCAACAGACUUGAUCCGCCAAGUCCAGAUCUCGCUCCGCAACGACGCCGGACUCUCCUCCUACGAUCCCCACCCCCCUCCCCUCCCUCCCCUCCGAGAAUCGGUUUCUGGGUUCGACCCAUCACCGCCGAAUCUCCGGUGCGAGCAUUGCAAGUGCAGACUCGUCAGAGGGUUACAAUCGCUGAUUUGCGUGUACUGUGGUAGACGCCAAUUUAAGGACCUCCCUCCCGAACCCAUCUCCUUCAAAUCCACAUUUGGGUAUCGAUGGUUACUUCAGUCUUUGGACUUGAAUGGAUCGGAGACUGUUGGACCAUCUGUCGAAGAAAAUAAAUUUAACAGAGGACGGAGUAGAUCAAAAGAUGAAAUUUCAUUAUCUGAUCUCUUAAAUAUCAAAAUCACAUUGCCAGCUGAGUCAAAGAAAACUGAGCAGAGUCUUACAAAUGGUGUACCAAUACAAAACACAAGUUCUUUGAACUCAGUUCGAGUUGACCUGGACAACUUUUUUGCCGAUUCGAAGAGGGACGCUUUUUUUAAUUCAUUGGAAGAACAGCCAGUAAUUAACAGGCAGAGUGAGAAUAUGGAAAUGAAUGCAUUUGCCACCCAAACAAAUAUUAGCUUAUUUCAGAAUGUUCAGCAUUCCGAGACAGCAGUUACCUCUUCUGAAGUAAAGAAUGGUAGCACUUUCUCUGGUUGGGAGGCGGAUUUUCAGUCUGCUGAUUCGGAAAAUCAGGAGGGUUCAAGAUCAUUUGAUCCUUUUGUGGGUUCCACGGUUGAUCUUUCUGCCCACAUGGAUUCAGUCUUUGGACAUGGAAAAGAAUUAGAAGAUGAAAAACCGAAGGACGCUUCAACCCCUUUUGCUUCAGCAACUAAUGGCGGGAUUCAAGAUGAUCUGUUGCAUAAUUUGGACUUCUCGUCAUCCCACCCGGCUGAGUUGGUCGAUGCAACCAUCAAAAGUAAGGACUGUGUACCUGAAAAUAAGACAAUCAGUGAAGAGAAUGAUUCAUUUGAUGUUUGGAAUGAUUUUACAACCUCUACCAGUCCACAAGAUCCUUCGAAGAAUUCUUCGACACAAAGUGGUAAUCAGGUUACUGCUUUUGAUGAAAAGACAUCAGAUAUAAAAUUUUCCAGUUCAACCAACAAUUUUCAAGAAAUGGAUUUUGGUAGUUUUUCACAUCCAGGAUCAUUUAAUCAAUCUGGUUCCGAAGAAGUGAAUAAUAUGGAGGCAGAAGGUCCUGCCAUAAACAGGAUGGCUGAUUUAAACAAUGGAGGGAAUGUUGGACAAGCUGCUAAAGACGGAGAAAUUUUAAAUUCAACCGCAGAGGCAAAGGAUGGUGAUGUAGAGAGAGUGUUGUCACAGAUGCCAGAUCUUUCUUUCAUGCUCGAGAAAGAUCUUUCAGUCCCGUCAAAUAAGAUGAUCUAAGUUCAUUUUCACAUGAUCAAAUCUCUGCUCAUAGUUCUUCAAGCUUUUUUUUCAUGCAAUGUUCAUUAUAUAAUAUGGUUUCUUGUACUCGUAGUUUCAAAUAUCUGUACUCUUUAACCAUCUAAAAUGAUUCAUUGGUUUUUAGUUUUAUAAGAAAAAGUGGCCAAUUGGUUUGGAUCCGUC